Molecule: messenger RNA, 702 nt
Organism: Gryllus bimaculatus (two-spotted cricket)
Lineage: Eukaryota; Metazoa; Arthropoda; Insecta; Orthoptera; Gryllidae
Source: the annotation of a GenBank genome assembly
GUCGUCAUCACAAAUGCCUACUCAGGAAAACUUUUAAGUUUCUUCACAACGCCCGUAUAUUACGUGGACAUUAAUACUUUAGAAGAGGUAGCAGACAAAAUCGAAGUUGUUCAUACAUUCUUAAAUGUACUAAACCCGUUAGCAGAUGGGGAUAUUUCAGACUCAAUAAAGGCUAUUGAAAGAAGAGCUAAAAGUAUGCCGGCUGUAGACAAAAUGGGAAAUAAUCAAGUUGAUCAGGCGAAACUCUUUUUGAAAGAGAUUCGUGAGCGCGGUAAAGGCGCAAUGAUUCUCCAAAAACUUGUCAUCCCAUUUUUCUCCCAGCUCCCAGAUGAAGAGAGCGGGAAUGAGUGCCUGGUGAGCCCCGGGUUCGAAGCCCCGACCGUCGCCAAAGGAGACGCCAUUUUGGAGGUGGCCAACGCCUUCUUCUCCCGCCUGGUGGAGGGCGGCUUCUACGAGCAGUGGCGAGCGCUGCAGUGGCACAAGAUGGCGGCCAAUGGCGUGACGCGUCCGCUUGGGAGCGCGGGGGCGAGGAAGACAGCGCCGAAGCCGCUGGCGCGGGAGCAGUUGGCGGGGCCCUUCCUGUUGCUUUCUAUAGGGCUCGCUCUGGCGGCGGUGGCUCUAGCCGCGGAGCUCCUGUGCCGCCCGGCGUCACUCAGCAAGCCGAGCCACUUCCUCUUGCAUAGGCGCCGACACGCCUGGGAG